Messenger RNA from Scaptodrosophila lebanonensis, 1242 nucleotides. RefSeq names its product GDP-fucose transporter 1 (gene nac). Lineage: Eukaryota; Metazoa; Arthropoda; Insecta; Diptera; Drosophilidae. Gene Ontology annotation, cellular component: Golgi apparatus. Gene Ontology annotation, biological process: GDP-fucose import into Golgi lumen; protein O-linked glycosylation via fucose. The record is from RefSeq and is a predicted model, not a curated record. The transcript has 3 exons. Bases 58 to 1071 code for a protein of 337 amino acids. Gene Ontology annotation, molecular function: antiporter activity.
CAUAUGUUUUAACUUGUUAGCAACGCACAAAUAAAAACUAGUCGAAUUUGUAUAAUCAUGUAUCAAAAUUUGGAAGAGCACAACCGGCUGGUCAACCGGUAUCUUAAGAUAUUUUUCAUUGUAACCCUAUAUUGGAGCACGUCAAUUCUUACAGUUUUUGUAAACAAACACUUGCUGAGCAGUGAGUCAGUCAAUUUGGGAGCGCCAGUUUUCAUGUCAUGGUUUCAGUGCGUCGUCAGUGCCGCUAUAUGCUUUGCUAUGAGCCGUUGCAGCCGCAAGUAUCCAAGUGUGUUCAGUUUUCCCAAUGGUGAUCCAUUAAACAUAGACACCUUUCGGAAAAUUCUACCGUUGUCACUGCUAUUUACACUUAUGGUUGGUGCGAACAAUUUGUCGUUAAAGUACGUCAGCGUCGCUUUCUACUAUAUUGGUAGGUCUCUGACCACAGUCUUCAGUGUGUUACUUACAUGGCUGAUCUUGCGCCAGCGUACCAGCUUUAAGUGUCUGCUAUGCUGUGCAGCUAUUGUUGUUGGCUUCUGGUUGGGCGUUGAUCAGGAGAGCUUGACCACCGUUUUCUCAUGGCGUGGCACAAUUUUUGGUAUUCUGAGCUCCUUGGCACUUGCUAUGUACUCUAUACAGACUAAAAAAUCGCUUUCGUAUGUGAAUGAGGAGGUGUGGCUGCUCAGCUACUAUAACAAUCUCUAUUCUAUUGUCCUCUUUUUGCCACUUAUCAUACUGAGCGGAGAGCUGGAAACUAUUAUUACAUAUCCACACCUAUUGGCAGGAUGGUUUUGGGCCGCAAUGAUACUUAGUGGGUUCUGCGGCUUUGCUAUUGGGUUUGUAACGGCCUUAGAAAUAAAGGUGACAUCGCCUCUAACGCAUAACAUUUCCGGGACUGCAAAAGCGUGUGUCCAAACAGUCAUUGCCACUCAUUAUUACAACGACGCCAGAUCGGCUCUCUGGUGGACAUCGAAUGUAAUGGUGCUUGUGGCCAGUGCCGCAUACACGCGAUUUAAGCAGUUGGAAAUGCUACGACGGCACCAGCAGCAGAGUAUAACAACACAAAAAGCCUGACUAUCCAUUAAGAAAUAAGAGUAAGGUGAGUUCACAGAUGAAAAUAGUUUACCCAAGCUUUUAUUCAUUUCGGAAAAAAUGUUCAUACUUAUUUUUACGCACAAAAAACUUAAUUUAAUUUUGAUACGUAUUUAUAUGAGUUGGAUAAAUGUAUCGAAAGUAAUCCCAUGC